AUGGCACCGCCUUCACACAGGUAUUCGGAGUUGAAAGAAGACGCGCUUUCCGACCAAAGCAGUGCGUAUGACGGACAAGCAAUUGGAACACGGCGACAGUGGACUACCGCGCGAUGGAUAAUCGUCCUCGUCGCCUCACUCAUAUCCACAAACAUCUUGACCAUGAUUAUCACAUCGAACGUGGCGCACUCCCAUCACAAGGCCGCAUUCGUGCCACCUUAUGGCAUACCGCCCUUCUUCAACAACAUCUCACUUGAUCUCCAGCCUCAGCGCAUCUAUGCACCAUUGUACGACAGAGAUCACAGUCUGUAUCGCAAGCACGAGUCGCCGGAAACCGAGGUGGCUUGGCGGGAGCUUACACAGCUUGACUCCGGGCUCCUGCUGCUGCCGAAAGAACAGGCCGCGCAAGUCGGCAUCGACCCGACAAGGCAUGCGUACUGGAACAACCCCGAGAAGGGCCUUGUCGGGCAUCCGGUCAGAUUGGAGGCAACACACCAGUUGCACUGCCUGAACCUGCUCCGGCGCUUCUCGUACUUCCACUACAACUACACGAACGAAUACGACGCGCCUCUCAAGGACGUGCCGUACCACUACAGGAGGAUACACGCCGACCACUGCGUAGAUUACCUCCGCAACCGUUUGAUGUGUCUCUCGGACAUGGGCCUGAUUCCUUAUUUUUGGCUCGGUCGCGACGGCGACUUGGUAGGAGACAUGUCGCGUACAUUUACUUGCCGCAACUACGAGUCUGUGAGGCAAUUUGUCAAGGCCAAGGCGGAACCGGCGGACGGCAGGGUCAAGCCGGAGGCUGGAGAUUAUGUCUUGUAUGACUACAUUUGA
This is a messenger RNA of Lasiosphaeria miniovina, 837 nucleotides long. RefSeq lists its product as uncharacterized. Gene Ontology annotation, biological process: mycotoxin biosynthetic process. Lineage: Eukaryota; Fungi; Ascomycota; Sordariomycetes; Sordariales; Lasiosphaeriaceae. The transcript is spliced from 4 exons. The coding region runs from base 1 to 837 and encodes 278 amino acids. The record is from RefSeq and is a predicted model, not a curated record.